This is a messenger RNA of Arabidopsis arenosa, 1273 nucleotides long. The record is from the annotation of a GenBank genome assembly. Lineage: Eukaryota; Viridiplantae; Streptophyta; Magnoliopsida; Brassicales; Brassicaceae.
ACUUUUCUUUUACUUUUUUAACUUACGCGUUCUUUUUCUUCUUGUGACAGGAGUUUAAGGAAUUCGAACGAAACAACAUGAUGCUGAUACUCAGACCUGAUGCUGCUGGAGUGUUACGAGACAGAGAUGGUCAGGCAUACAACGAGGAUGGUCAGAGAAUUGCUGAACAUGGAUACAUGAUACCAGAAAUCGCACGGGGUGUCGAUCGACACCAGCUGGGUGUCACUCGACACCAUGGGGUAAACAGAGCAGAUGGUCGUCAGAUGACUCUUGGUGACUACAACAGCCCCGGCCUGUUCUAUGAGAAUCGGCGUGCAAUUAGACCCACUGCGUUUGAAAGAAGUGACGAUUUAGGUCUCCAACCUGCAUUCUAUACUCUUGUGAGUCAGCACCCGUUUCACGGUCUUCCACAUGAACAACCAAUGGAUCACAUCGAGAGGUUUGAAGAUUUGGUUUCAAUCAUGAAGGCACAGGUUGUUUCAGAGGACUAUUUACAUCGCAAGCUUUUCUCAUACUCUCUUGCUGGAGAAGCAGCUUCUUGGCUUAAGGAGUUGAUUCCGGGAUCUUUGACAACUUGGCAGGAGACAAAGAUGGCUUUUCUGAACAAUUUCACCAGGAAUUACUGUUCUUAUUCUUACCAAGCCCCAUCUCCACCUACUUUUGUGAGUAAGAUGGAAUUAAUGCCGAAACAGAUUCAGGAAAGUCAGCAAAGAAUCUUAGAGAUAUCCCCUCUUGGAAGGAUUGAGAGUAACCUCACGACUACUUGUCAUGCUGUUUUGAAGAAAAGUGAAGAUGAUGUCGAUCGACACUGGACACGGACUGCACCAUAUGCUCUUGUGUUUCCACCGCCACCUAAGAAGUCAGAGCAAGAGAUUCGGGAACAAUACUACAGGUUGAUGCUGGAUUCGAUUCUAUAUGCUUUACCUUUUGAUGAUUGCUGUAACCUCCAAGAUCCACUUCAAGAGUAUGUCGAGAAGAUGAUUACUAAUGGCAUUAGAGCUGAGGAUGUUAGCUUGCUUACAAAAGACAUCAGUGCUAUCUUGGUGUAUCAGGAUCCAGAGAAGAAGCCGAACAAGAGGCAGUCAAUGGCUAUCUCUGAAUUAGUCAGUGCCAUGAUUCAGUGUAACAUCCUAGAGAAGUUACCUGAUCCAGAAAGCUUUGUGCUAGAUUGCUCCAUAUCCACAGACAUUACUGCUGGCUGAGGUUUCACGUUUCUCUUUGACGGCUUCCCUGAAGAGGGUGACACAUACACCAAUAUAUAUUCACACGUUAC